AUGGCUGGACGGGGCGGGAGCCCUGCCCUGGAACCUGAGCCCCAGGAGAAGGUGCCGGGAAACCUGCUGGAGCGCCUGAUGCUGUGGCUGCUGGUCCUGACUCUCCCCUGUCUGGGGGGCUCCGUACCUGUGACCUCAGGGACUGAGCUGGUGGGCAUCGUGGGGGGGCAUGAUGCUUCCAAUGGGAAGUGGCUGUGGCAGGUGGGCCUGUGGGUCUUUGAUCCAACAAAGAACCAGUGGGGUCUCAUUUGCGGGGGCUCCCUCAUCCACCCCCAGUGGGUGCUGACCGCUGCCCACUGCAUUCCAGGGAGAAACCCCAUGCCUCAGCACUUCAAGGUCCAACUAGGACGAGUGAGACCCUCAUUCAUUGGCAGUGUGCGGGUGGCUAGGAUCAUCCGCCACCCGGAGUACAGUCUUAAAGAGGGAGCAGUAGGUGGGGCGGACGUGGCACUUCUCAAACUGGAGGCCUCCGUGCGACCAUCUAAACUUGUCAGGUGGAUUAGCCUUGCACCAAAGUCCCCCGCAUUCCCCCCAGGCACCCGGUGCUGGGUGACUGGCUGGGGCAACAUUGGUCCUGAAGAGCCGCUGCCGCCGCCCCACAAGCUGCAGGAGGUGGAGGUCCCCAUCGUGGCGGAUGAGAUCUGUAGGCAGCGAUAUGGCAAGAUUAUCACGGACGACAUGCUGUGUGCGGGGAGCCGGGGCCGGGACUCCUGCCAGGGUGACUCUGGGGGCCCCCUGGUCUGUAAAUGGAAGAACAUCUGGUUUCAGGUAGGGGUGGUGAGUUGGGGGAACAAGUGCGGUCUUAACAGCUUUCCUGGAGUCUAUGCCCGAGUGACAUCCUUCUUGUUUUGGAUCCACGGUCAUAUUCACUCCUCUCACUGAGCCCGGGGCCGGGCCGGGAUGCUGCCCAUGAGAUGAAGACAGGCUCUCCCAGGUGUCUGAGGACCCGCACUGCUCCUCCCCAAUGCCAGCUCUUCACUGCACCUAGCGCCCUCCCCCUCCUCCCCCAGCUCCUCCCUCCUCUGCCACCUCCAUCAGUCUGUCUCCCCCUGACAGGCAAA
Molecule: messenger RNA, 1061 nt
Organism: Eptesicus fuscus (big brown bat)
Lineage: Eukaryota; Metazoa; Chordata; Mammalia; Chiroptera; Vespertilionidae
Product: mastin-like
Exons: 6
Coding region: 1-882 (293 amino acids)
Biological process (GO): proteolysis
Molecular function (GO): serine-type endopeptidase activity
Source: RefSeq, a predicted model, not a curated record